Messenger RNA from Marmota flaviventris (yellow-bellied marmot), 8734 nucleotides. RefSeq names its product teneurin transmembrane protein 2 (gene Tenm2). Gene Ontology annotation, biological process: heterophilic cell-cell adhesion; neuron development; signal transduction. Gene Ontology annotation, cellular component: neuron projection; membrane. Gene Ontology annotation, molecular function: calcium ion binding; protein heterodimerization activity; cell adhesion molecule binding. The record is from RefSeq and is a predicted model, not a curated record. Lineage: Eukaryota; Metazoa; Chordata; Mammalia; Rodentia; Sciuridae.
UUUAGGUGGGAAAGUCAAAGGUGCCAAGACUCAGGCCUGACUUUGCUGAAAGCAUCAGUGUUCUGGAAUAAUGGAUGUAAAGGACCGGCGACACCGCUCUCUGACCAGAGGACGGUGUGGCAAAGAGUGCCGCUACACGAGCUCCUCCCUGGACAGCGAGGACUGCCGUGUGCCCACACAGAAGUCCUACAGCUCCAGUGAGACUCUAAAGGCCUAUGACCACGACAGCAGGAUGCACUAUGGAAACAGAGUCACCGACCUCGUUCACCGGGAGUCCGAUGAGUUUCCUAGACAAGGAACUAACUUCACCCUUGCAGAACUGGGGAUCUGUGAGCCCUCCCCGCACCGAAGUGGCUACUGUUCCGACAUGGGGAUCCUUCACCAGGGCUACUCCCUGAGCACGGGGUCUGACGCCGACUCUGACACCGAGGGAGGGAUGUCUCCCGAACAUGCCAUCAGAUUGUGGGGGAGAGGGAUAAAAUCCAGGCGCAGUUCCGGCCUGUCCAGUCGUGAAAACUCAGCCCUUACUCUCACUGAUUCAGACAACGAAAAUAAGUCAGAUGAUGAGAACGGUCGUCCCAUCCCACCUACAUCCUCGUCUAGCCUCCUCCCAUCUGCUCAGCUGCCUAGCUCCCAUAAUCCUCCACCAGUUAGCUGCCAGAUGCCAUUGCUAGACAGCAACACCUCCCAUCAGAUCAUGGACACCAACCCCGAUGAGGAAUUCUCCCCCAAUUCAUACCUGCUCAGAGCAUGCUCAGGGCCCCAGCAAGCCUCCGGCAGUGGCCCUCCAAACCACCACAGCCAGUCCACGCUGAGGCCCCCUCUCCCGCCCCCUCACAACCAUACGCUGUCCCACCACCACUCCUCCGCCAACUCCCUCAACCGGAACUCGCUGACCAACCGGCGGAGUCAGAUCCACGCCCCUGCACCAGCGCCCAAUGACCUGGCCACAACUCCGGAGUCAGUGCAACUGCAGGACAGCUGGGUGCUGAACAGCAACGUUCCCCUGGAGACCCGGCACUUCCUCUUUAAGACCUCCUCGGGAAGCACCCCCCUGUUUAGCAGCUCCUCUCCAGGAUACCCCUUGACCUCAGGAACCGUUUACACGCCCCCGCCCCGCCUGCUGCCCAGGAAUACCUUCUCCAGGAAGGCCUUCAAGCUGAAGAAGCCCUCCAAGUACUGCAGCUGGAAAUGCGCCGCCCUGUCCGCCAUUGCCGCGGCCCUCCUCCUGGCCAUCUUGCUGGCGUAUUUCAUAGCAAUGCAUCUGCUCGGACUCAAUUGGCAACUCCAGCCGGCAGAUGGACACACCUUUAACAAUGGGAUAAGGACCGGCUUACCAGGAAACGAUGAUGGGGCAACAUUGCCAUCUGGAGGCAAAGUGCCCUGGUCAUUGAAAAACAGCAGCAUAGACAGUGGCGAAGCCGAAGUUGGUCGGCGGGUGACACAGGAAGUCCCGCCAGGGGUGUUCUGGAGGUCACAGAUUCACAUCAGUCAGCCUCAGUUCUUAAAGUUCAACAUCUCCCUGGGCAAGGACGCUCUCUUUGGUGUUUAUAUAAGAAGGGGACUCCCACCAUCGCAUGCCCAGUAUGACUUCAUGGAGCGACUGGAUGGGAAGGAGAAGUGGAGCGUCGUGGAGUCACCCAGAGAGCGCCGGAGCAUUCAGACCCUGGUCCAAAACGAAGCUGUGUUUGUGCAGUACCUGGAUGUGGGCCUGUGGCACCUGGCCUUCUACAAUGACGGCAAAGACAAGGAGAUGGUUUCCUUCAACACAGUGGUCUUAGAUUCAGUGCAGGACUGUCCGCGAAACUGCCACGGGAAUGGCGAAUGUGUAUCUGGCCUGUGUCACUGCUUCCCAGGAUUUCUAGGAGCAGACUGCGCUAAAGCCGCCUGCCCCGUCCUGUGCAGUGGGAACGGACAGUAUUCGAAAGGAACGUGCCAGUGCUAUAGCGGCUGGAAAGGUGCCGAGUGUGACGUGCCUAUGAACCAGUGCAUUGACCCCACCUGUGGGGGCCACGGCUCCUGCAUUGAGGGCAACUGCGUGUGCUCCGCAGGCUACAAAGGGGAGCACUGCGAGGAAGUGGACUGCCUGGAUCCCACCUGCUCCAGCCACGGGGUCUGUGUGAAUGGAGAGUGCCUUUGCAGCCCUGGCUGGGGCGGUCUCAACUGUGAGCUGGCAAGGGUUCAGUGCCCAGACCAGUGCAGUGGCCACGGCACAUACCUCCCCGACUCAGGCCUCUGCAGCUGCGAUCCCAACUGGAUGGGUCCCGACUGCUCCGUUGAAGUGUGCUCAGUAGACUGUGGUACUCACGGCGUCUGCAUCGGGGGAGCCUGCCGCUGUGAAGAGGGCUGGACAGGCGCAGCUUGUGACCAGCGCGUGUGCCACCCCCGCUGCAUUGAGCACGGGACCUGUAAAGAUGGCAAAUGUGAAUGCCGAGAGGGCUGGAAUGGUGAACACUGCACCAUUGAUGGCUGCCCUGAUUUGUGCAACGGUAACGGGAGAUGCACACUGGGUCAGAACAGCUGGCAGUGUGUCUGCCAGACCGGCUGGAGAGGGCCCGGAUGCAACGUUGCCAUGGAAACCUCCUGUGCUGAUAACAAGGAUAAUGAGGGAGAUGGCCUGGUGGACUGCCUGGACCCCGACUGCUGCCUGCAGACGGCCUGUCAGAACAGCCCUCUCUGCCGGGGCUCCCGGGACCCCAUGGACAUCAUUCAGCAGGGCCAGACGGAGUGGCCAGCUGUGAAGUCCUUCUACGAUCGCAUCAAGCUCCUGGCAGGCAAGGACAGCACCCACAUCAUUCCUGGAGACAACCCCUUCAACAGCAGCUUGGUAUCUCUCAUCCGAGGCCAAGUAGUAACUACAGAUGGGACUCCCCUGGUCGGUGUGAAUGUGUCUUUUGUUAAGUACCCAAAGUAUGGCUACACCAUCACCCGCCAGGAUGGCACGUUUGACCUAAUCGCCAACGGGGGUGCCGCCCUGACCCUGCACUUUGAGCGAGCCCCCUUCAUGAGCCAGGAGCGCACCGUGUGGCUGCCGUGGAAUAGCUUUCAUGCCAUGGACACCCUGGUGAUGAAGACGGAGGAGAACUCCAUCCCCAGCUGUGACCUCAGUGGCUUUGUCCGGCCCGAUCCAAUCAUCAUCUCCUCCCCUCUGUCCACCUUCUUCAGUGCUGCCCCUGGGCAGAAUCCCAUCGUGCCUGAGACCCAGGUUCUUCAUGAAGAAAUUGAGCUUCCUGGCUCCAAUGUGAAGCUUCGUUAUCUGAGCUCCAGAACCGCAGGGUACAAGUCACUGCUGAAGAUCACCAUGACCCAGUCCACAGUGCCCUUAAACCUCAUCAGGGUUCACCUGAUGGUUGCUGUAGAGGGGCAUCUCUUCCAGAAGUCCUUCCAGGCAUCUCCCAACCUGGCCUACACCUUCAUCUGGGAUAAGACAGAUGCUUAUGGGCAAAGAGUAUAUGGACUCUCAGAUGCUGUGGUGUCUGUGGGCUUCGAAUAUGAGACCUGCCCCAGUCUAAUCCUCUGGGAGAAGAGGACAUCCCUCCUCCAGGGAUUUGAGCUGGACCCUUCCAAUCUCGGUGGCUGGUCCCUGGACAAGCACCACAUCCUCAACGUAAAGAGUGGAAUCCUACACAAAGGCACUGGGGAGAACCAGUUCCUGACCCAGCAGCCCGCCAUCAUCACCAGCAUCAUGGGCAAUGGCCGCCGGCGGAGCAUUUCCUGUCCCAGCUGUAAUGGCCUUGCAGAAGGCAACAAACUGCUGGCCCCCGUGGCCCUGGCUGUGGGGAUUGAUGGGAGUCUCUAUGUUGGCGACUUCAAUUAUAUCCGGCGCAUCUUUCCCUCUCGAAACGUGACCAGCAUCCUGGAGUUACGAAAUAAAGAGUUUAAACAUAGCAACAACCCAGCACACAAGUACUACUUGGCCGUGGACCCCGUGUCCGGCUCGCUCUACGUCUCUGACACCAACAGUCGCAGAAUCUACCGCGUCAAGUCUCUGAGCGGAGCCAAAGACCUGGCUGGGAAUUCGGAAGUCGUGGCAGGGACUGGAGAACAAUGUUUGCCCUUUGAUGAAGCCCGCUGCGGGGACGGAGGGAAGGCUGUGGACGCAACCCUGAUGAGCCCUCGAGGUAUUGCAGUGGACAAGAAUGGGCUCAUGUACUUCGUUGAUGCCACCAUGAUCCGAAAGGUUGACCAGAAUGGAAUCAUCUCCACCCUGCUGGGCUCCAAUGACCUCACUGCUGUCCGGCCACUGAGCUGUGACUCCAGCAUGGAUGUCGCCCAGGUUCGCCUGGAGUGGCCAACAGACCUUGCGGUCAACCCCAUGGACAAUUCCCUGUAUGUUCUAGAGAACAACGUCAUCCUCCGAAUCACUGAGAACCACCAAGUGAGCAUCAUCGCGGGUCGCCCCAUGCACUGCCAGGUUCCCGGCAUCGACUACUCGCUCAGCAAACUCGCCAUUCACUCUGCUCUGGAAUCAGCCAGCGCCAUCGCCAUCUCUCACACAGGGGUCCUCUACAUCACUGAGACGGACGAGAAGAAAAUUAACCGUCUGCGCCAGGUAACCACCAACGGGGAGAUCUGCCUCUUAGCCGGGGCAGCCUCAGACUGCGACUGCAAAAACGACGUCAAUUGCAUCUGCUACUCUGGAGACGACGCCUAUGCCACUGAUGCCAUCCUGAAUUCCCCAUCGUCCUUAGCUGUGGCUCCAGAUGGCACCAUCUACAUUGCAGACCUGGGCAACAUUCGGAUCAGGGCGGUCAGCAAGAACAAACCCGUUCUCAAUGCCUUCAACCAGUACGAGGCCGCCUCUCCUGGAGAGCAGGAGCUGUACGUCUUCAAUGCGGAUGGGAUCCACCAGUACACUGUGAGCCUGGUGACCGGGGAGUACCUAUACAACUUCACAUACAGCGCUGACAAUGACGUCACCGAGUUAAUUGACAAUAAUGGAAAUUCCCUAAAGAUCCGUCGGGAUAGCAGUGGCAUGCCCCGCCACCUGCUCAUGCCAGACAAUCAGAUCAUCACCCUCACUGUGGGCACCAACGGGGGCCUCAAAGUUGUGUCCACACAAAACCUGGAGCUUGGCCUCAUGACCUAUGAUGGGAACACUGGGCUCCUGGCCACCAAGAGUGAUGAAACGGGAUGGACGAUCUUCUAUGACUAUGACCACGAGGGCCGUCUGACCAACGUGACGCGCCCCACCGGGGUGGUGACCAGUCUGCACCGCGAAAUGGAGAAAUCCAUCACCAUCGACAUCGAGAACUCCAACCGUGACGACGAUGUCACUGUGAUUACCAACCUCUCCUCGGUGGAGGCCUCCUACACAGUGGUACAGGAUCAAGUGCGGAACAGCUACCAGCUCUGUAACAAUGGCACCCUGAGGGUGAUGUACGCCAACGGCAUGGGCGUCAGCUUCCACAGCGAGCCCCACGUCCUAGCGGGCACCAUCACCCCCACCAUUGGGCGCUGCAACAUCUCCCUGCCCAUGGAAAACGGCCUCAAUUCCAUUGAGUGGCGCCUGCGAAAGGAACAGAUUAAAGGCAAAGUCACCAUCUUUGGCCGGAAGCUCCGGGUCCAUGGAAGGAAUCUCUUGUCCAUCGACUAUGACCGGAACAUUCGGACAGAAAAGAUCUAUGACGAUCACCGCAAGUUCACCCUGAGGAUCAUUUAUGACCAGGUGGGCCGUCCCUUCCUCUGGCUGCCCAGCAGCGGGCUGGCAGCGGUCAACGUCUCCUACUUCUUCAACGGGCGCUUGGCUGGCCUUCAGCGCGGGGCCAUGAGCGAGAGGACGGACAUCGACAAGCAAGGCCGGAUUGUGUCCCGCAUGUUCGCCGACGGGAAAGUGUGGAGCUACUCCUACCUGGACAAGUCCAUGGUCCUCCUGCUCCAGAGCCAGCGCCAGUACAUAUUUGAGUAUGACUCCUCUGACCGUCUCCACGCUGUCACCAUGCCCAGCGUUGCCCGGCACAGCAUGUCCACCCAUACCUCCAUUGGCUACAUCCGCAACAUUUACAACCCCCCAGAAAGCAACGCUUCGGUCAUCUUUGACUACAGCGAUGAUGGCCGCAUCCUAAAGACAUCCUUUCUGGGCACGGGGCGCCAGGUGUUCUACAGGUAUGGGAAACUGUCCAAGUUAUCGGAGAUUGUCUACGACAGUACUGCUGUCACCUUCGGGUACGACGAGACCACCGGUGUCCUGAAGAUGGUCAACCUCCAAAGCGGGGGCUUCUCUUGCACCAUCAGGUACCGGAAGAUUGGCCCCCUGGUGGACAAGCAGAUCUACAGGUUCUCGGAGGAAGGCAUGAUCAACGCCAGGUUUGACUACACCUACCACGACAACAGCUUCCGGAUCGCGAGCAUCAAGCCGGUCAUCAGUGAGACUCCCCUCCCCGUGGACCUGUACCGCUACGAUGAGAUUUCUGGCAAGGUGGAGCACUUCGGCAAGUUCGGAGUCAUCUAUUACGACAUCAACCAGAUCAUCACCACGGCCGUGAUGACCCUGAGCAAGCACUUCGACACCCACGGGCGCAUCAAGGAAGUGCAGUACGAGAUGUUCCGCUCGCUCAUGUACUGGAUGACCGUGCAGUACGACAGCAUGGGCCGGGUCAUCAAGCGGGAGCUGAAACUGGGGCCCUACGCCAACACUACCAAGUACACCUAUGACUAUGACGGGGACGGGCAGCUGCAGAGCGUGGCGGUCAAUGACCGGCCCACCUGGCGCUACAGCUACGACCUCAACGGGAACCUCCACCUGCUGAACCCGGGCAACAGCGUGCGCCUCAUGCCCCUGCGCUACGACCUGCGCGACCGGAUAACCAGGCUGGGGGACGUGCAGUACAAAAUCGACGACGACGGCUACCUGUGCCAGCGGGGGUCGGACAUCUUCGAGUACAACUCCAAGGGCCUCCUGACGCGAGCCUACAACAAGGCCAGCGGCUGGAGCGUGCAGUACCGCUACGACGGUGUGGGGCGGCGCGCAUCCUACAAGACCAACCUGGGCCACCACCUGCAGUACUUCUACUCGGACCUGCACAACCCCACACGCAUCACCCACGUUUACAACCACUCCAACUCGGAGAUCACCUCGCUGUACUACGACCUGCAGGGUCACCUCUUUGCCAUGGAGAGCAGCAGUGGGGAGGAGUACUAUGUGGCCUCGGACAACACGGGGACUCCCCUGGCCGUGUUCAGCAUCAAUGGCCUCAUGAUCAAGCAGCUGCAGUACACGGCCUAUGGGGAGAUUUACCAUGACUCCAACCCAGACUUCCAGAUGGUCAUUGGCUUCCACGGGGGCCUCUACGACCCCCUGACCAAGCUGGUCCACUUCACCCAGCGGGAUUAUGAUGUGCUGGCAGGGCGCUGGACCUCCCCAGACUACACCAUGUGGAAAGACGUGGGCAAGGAGCCGGCGCCCUUCAACCUCUACAUGUUCAAGAGCAACAACCCUCUCAGCAACGAGCUGGAUUUGAAGAACUACGUGACAGAUGUGAAAAGCUGGCUUGUGAUGUUUGGAUUUCAGCUCAGCAACAUAAUUCCCGGCUUCCCAAGAGCCAAAAUGUAUUUCGUGCCUCCUCCCUACGAAUUGUCAGAGAGUCAAGCGAGUGAGAGUGGCCAGCUCAUUACAGGCGUCCAGCAGACGGCAGAGAGACAUAAUCAGGCCUUCAUGGCUCUGGAGGGGCAGGUCAUUUCUAAAAAGCUCCACGCCAGCAUCCGAGAGAAAGCAGGCCACUGGUUUGCCACCACCACGCCCAUCAUUGGCAAAGGUAUCAUGUUUGCCAUCAAGGAAGGGCGGGUGACCACCGGUGUGUCCAGCAUCGCCAGCGAGGACAGCCGCAAGGUGGCAUCUGUGCUGAACAACGCCUACUACCUGGACAAGAUGCACUACAGCAUCGAGGGCAAGGACACCCACUACUUUGUGAAGAUCGGCUCGGCCGACAGUGACCUGGUCACGCUGGGCACUACCAUCGGCCGCAAGGUACUGGAGAGCGGGGUGAACGUGACCGUGUCGCAGCCCACGCUGCUGGUCAAUGGCAGGACUCGAAGGUUCACCAACAUCGAAUUCCAGUACUCCACGCUGUUGCUCAGCAUCCGCUACGGCCUCACCCCCGAUACCCUGGACGAAGAGAAGGCCCGCGUCCUGGACCAGGCGAGACAGAGGGCCCUGGGCACCGCCUGGGCCAAGGAGCAGCAGAAAGCCAGGGACGGCCGAGAGGGCAGCCGCCUGUGGACUGAGGGCGAGAAGCAGCAGCUGCUGAGCUCGGGGCGCGUGCAGGGCUACGAGGGCUAUUACGUCCUUCCCGUGGAGCAGUACCCCGAGCUGGCGGACAGCAGCAGCAACAUCCAGUUCCUAAGACAGAACGAGAUGGGAAAGAGGUAACAAAGUCACCCGCUGCCAUUCCUCGUCUGGAUGGCUGAGCAGGAGUAACUGUGCUCUCCUCUCCUAAGGAGAUGAAGACCUAACAGGGGCACGGAGGCUGGGCUGCUUUAGGAGACCAAGUGGCAAGAAAGCUCACAUUUUUUGAGUUCAAAUGCUACUACCGUCCAAGCAAGAAGUCCCUCAUCCUGAAGCACACUAAAGCCCAGCGCAAAUUCUGAGGAAAUCAAAACAAACGGAUGAACGAAUGAAUGAACAGACACACAAAAAUGUUCCGAGUUCCCCUAAAAUAUGGCCCACUUGUUCUGGGUCUACCGCAGAAAAGAGACACUAAAUAUCCAAAAGGAACAAAAGAACAGAAAAAAAAAA